Messenger RNA from Apodemus sylvaticus (European woodmouse), 5398 nucleotides. RefSeq names its product MCF.2 cell line derived transforming sequence like (gene Mcf2l). Gene Ontology annotation, biological process: intracellular signal transduction; positive regulation of Rho protein signal transduction. The record is from RefSeq and is a predicted model, not a curated record. Gene Ontology annotation, molecular function: guanyl-nucleotide exchange factor activity; protein binding. Gene Ontology annotation, cellular component: cytoplasm; extrinsic component of membrane. The transcript is spliced from 33 exons. The coding region runs from base 228 to 3854 and encodes 1208 amino acids. NCBI's taxonomy places the organism in Eukaryota, Metazoa, Chordata, Mammalia, Rodentia, Muridae.
CGGUCGCCUCGGUCCCCAGCGCCGCCGCCCCUCCCCCACCCCGCUCCCGCUCCCGCCUUCCCGUCUCCUCCCUCCCUGUCUCAGUGGCCCCAGACCGACCGGCGGGCGGAGUCUGGGAGCGUGGCACCUGCGAGCGGGUGAGCUCGCGGGAUGAGAAGACAGUCCCCAGCACCAGCAGGUGUGCGCGGGGUUGGGGCGACGAGGGACAAAGGAGAGAGGAGGGCCUCAUGUCCGACUGCUGGUGCUUCAUCUUCUGCAAGGAACGCAUUAGAAGCAAUCCUCCGUCACCACAGCAGGAUGGGUCCUCAGGAGAGGAGGCUGAGCACCAGGUGGACGUGUCCGAUGGCAUCAGGCUGGUUCCAGACAGAGCAGAGGCCACGACAGCCACAGCCUCAGAUGAAAUCAUGCACCAGGACAUCGUCCCGCUCUGUGCCGCCGACAUCCAGGAGCAGCUGAAGAAGCGCUUUGCUUACCUGUCUGGCGGGCGGGGGCAGGACGGAAGCCCAGUCAUCACCUUCCCUGACUACCCAGCCUUCAGCGAGAUCCCGGACAAGGAGUUCCAGAGUGUCAUGACCUAUCUCACCAGCAUCCCCAGUUUGCAAGAUGCUGGCAUUGGAUUCAUCUUGGUCAUAGACCGAAGACAGGACAAAUGGACCUCUGUGAAGGCGUCAGUCCUGCGAAUAGCCGCAUCGUUCCCGGCCAACCUGCAGCUUGUCCUUGUUCUCCGGCCCACGGGCUUCUUCCAGAGGACUCUCUCAGACAUCGCCUUCAAGUUCAACAGAGAUGAGUUUAAGAUGAAAGUGCCGGUCAUGAUGCUAAGCUCAGUGCCAGAACUACACGGCUACAUCGAUAAGUCACAGCUGACCGAGGACCUCGGGGGGACCCUGGACUACUGCCACUCCAGGUGGCUGUGCCACCGCACAGCGAUUGAGAGCUUCGCCCUGAUGGUAAAGCAGACGGCCCAGAUGCUGCAGGCCUUCGGGACCGAGCUGGCCGAGACCGAGCUGCCCAACGACGUCCAGUCAACCAGCCUGGUGCUCAGCGCGCACACGGAGAAGAAGGCUAAAGUCAAGGAGGAUCUGCAGUUGGCGCUGAAGGAGGGGAACAGCAUCCUCGAGAGCCUCAGGGAGCCACUGGCUGAGAGCACCGCCCACAGUGUGAACCAGGACCAGCUGGACAAUCAGGCCACCGUGCAGAGGCUCCUGGCCCAGCUGAAUGAGACCGAAGCUGCCUUUGACGAGUUCUGGGCAAAGCAUCAGCAGAAGCUGGAACAGUGCCUGCAGCUGCGGCAUUUUGAGCAAGGUUUCCGGGAGGUCAAAACCACCUUGGACUCCAUGUCCCAGAAGAUAGCUGCUUUCACGGAUGUCGGCAACAGCCUGGCCCAUGUGCAGCACCUCCUGAAGGACUUGACGACCUUUGAGGAGAAGUCCAGUGUGGCUGUGGACAAGGCCCGAGCCCUGUCACUGGAAGGUCAGCAGCUGAUUGAGAACAGACACUAUGCUGUGGACUCCAUCCACCCCAAAUGUGAGGAGCUCCAGCACCUCUGUGACCACUUCGCCUCUGAGGUCACCAGGAGGCGGGGCCUUCUCAGCAAGUCCUUGGAGCUGCAUAGCCUCCUGGAGACGUCCAUGAAGUGGAGCGAUGAGGGGAUCUUCCUGCUAGCCUCGCAGCCUGUGGACAAAUGCCAGUCCCAGGAUGGCGCGGAGGCAGCCCUUCAGGAGAUCGAGAAGUUUCUGGAGACCGGUGCAGAAAAUAAGAUUCAGGAGCUCAAUAAGAUUUACAAGGAAUAUGAGUGCAUCCUCAACCAGGACCUUCUGGAACACGUGCAAAAAGUCUUUCAGAAGCAAGAAAGCACUGAGGAGAUGUUCCACCGCAGGCAGGCCAGCCUGAAGAAACUGGCAGCCAAGCAGACACGGCCUGUGCAGCCCGUGGCCCCCCGACCAGAGGCGCUUACCAAGUCCCCCUCCCCCUCACCAGGCUCCUGGCGAAGCUCUGAGAACUCCAGCUCUGAGGGCAGCGCCCUCCGCAGAGGGCCCUACAGGAGAGCCAAGAGCGAAAUGAGUGAGCCCCGGCAGGGCCGCACCAGCUCCACAGGGGAGGAGGAAGAGAGCCUGGCCAUCCUACGCAGACAUGUGAUGAAUGAGCUUCUGGACACGGAGCGGGCCUACGUGGAGGAGCUGCUCUGUGUCCUGGAGGGCUAUGCUGCAGAGAUGGAUAACCCCUUGAUGGCACACCUCAUCUCCACAGGCCUGCAAAACAAGAAGAACAUUCUGUUUGGGAACAUGGAGGAAAUCUAUCACUUCCACAACAGAAUAUUCCUGCGGGAGCUGGAGAGUUGCAUAGACUGCCCAGAGCUGGUGGGGAGGUGCUUUCUGGAAAGGAUGGAGGAGUUCCAGAUCUAUGAGAAGUACUGUCAGAACAAGCCACGCUCCGAGAGCCUGUGGAGGCAGUGCUCCGACUGCCCCUUCUUCCAGGAGUGCCAGAAGAAGCUGGACCACAAGCUGAGCCUCGACUCCUACCUGCUGAAGCCUGUGCAGAGGAUAACCAAGUACCAGCUGCUGCUCAAGGAAAUGCUGAAAUACAGCAAGCACUGUGAAGGGGCUGAGGACCUGCAGGAGGCGCUAAGCUCCAUCCUGGGCAUCCUCAAGGCGGUGAACGACUCUAUGCACCUCAUCGCCAUCACUGGCUAUGAUGGAAACCUUGGUGACCUGGGGAAGCUGCUGAUGCAAGGUUCCUUCAGCGUGUGGACAGACCACAAGAAGGGCCACACCAAAGUGAAGGAACUAGCCAGGUUCAAGCCCAUGCAGCGGCACCUGUUUCUGCAUGAGAAAGCCGUCCUCUUCUGCAAGAAGAGGGAGGAGAACGGGGAGGGCUACGAGAAGGCUCCAUCCUACAGCUACAAGCAGUCCUUGAAUAUGACUGCCGUUGGCAUCACAGAGAACGUGAAAGGUGACACCAAGAAGUUCGAGAUCUGGUACAACGCAAGGGAGGAGGUUUACAUCAUUCAGGCACCGACUCCCGAGAUUAAAGCAGCGUGGGUGAAUGAGAUCCGGAAGGUGCUGACCAGCCAGCUGCAGGCCUGCCGGGAGGCCAGCCAGCACCGAGCUCUGGAACAGUCCCACAGCCUCCCUCUGCCCACGCCAUCCAGCACUAGUCCCACAAAAGGGAGCACGAGAAACGUCAAGAAGCUCGAAGAUCGGAAGACGGACCCGCUCAGCCUGGAAGGCUACGUGAGCUCGUCAUUACCAAAGCCCCCUGAGAAGGGCAAAGACGAUGCGGUCCCUAGUUCUACCUCUGAAAGCUCUGCGCUUUCCAGAAAGCGCUUCACGCUGCAGGGCUUGGCUAACCUCAAAGCCUCUCCGACCAGCCCUGACAAAAAAGCUAAGCGGCACGAAGUAAAGAGCGACCCGACUCCCUUUGGUUUGCGAGGCUGGAGUAAAACACCCCACUCACUGGAGGCCCCUGAGGAGGACGGAGGCUGGUCCAGUGCUGAGGAGCUCAUCAACUCAUCGGAUGCUGAGGAAGAUGGCGGAGUGGGCCCUAAGAAGCUGGUUCCGGGUAAAUACACAGUGGUGAUGGAUGAUGAGAAAGGGGGCCCUGACACCCUUGCCAUGAGGAGUGGGGAUAUGGUGGAGGUAGUGGAAGAAGGCGCUGAGGGCCUCUGGUAUGUUCGGGACCUGACCAGCAGCAAGGAGGGAUGGGUGCCCGCCAGCAGCCUCUCCACCCUCCUGGGCAAAUCCAGCUCAGCCCAGUGUCUGAGCAGCUCAGACUCCAGCCCAGGGUCAGCCGUGCUGAGCACCUCAUCCAGCUGCAGCGAGGGCUACCCUACUCCCUUCUCCGAGCUCCAGGGAUAGUGGCCAGGCCUCUGUGGCGGGCGCUCAAGGCCACCGUGCAGUAGACCAGCAUGCAAAUCUCUAAGUUUUCUUUCUUUGCUUGGGCUUGCUUAGUGUGGGCGGGGACGGUGCUCCACCAUGUCUGGGAACAGGAGGAGCCUGUCAACCAUGGGCUUCAGAGGACACUGGGGCCUGGGGACCAGGACUCCGCUGCAUGUGCAGAAGCCAGGAGACAGCAGUUCACCACCAAAGCUUCUUCAGAGACUCCAGAGUGAACAGAGGUGGGGCAGUGGGUCAGGAGACCACUGUGCGGAGAGGUGGGAGACAGCUCUUUGCCACACUUGCAUAGCCAACAGCCCCUGCUGUGCAGCUCUCCAAGGUGUCCUGGCUUCUCUGGUGCUUUCUCCGGGAACACCAUCCUGAGGAAGCCACUUCUAACAGGAGUGAACAGUUUGCUACCAACAGCUUAAGAAGGGGAUCGAGGGACUCUCUUGUCUUUUAUAAGUUCUUGAUUUUUUUUUAAAAACAGGGAUUAACCCCAUGGCCAUUUUUUGUGGUACUCUGGCCUCAAAUCUUUAACCAAGAAUCACUGUGUUUACAUGAAAUGACAAUUUGAUACUGUAUUUGAUAUAAAACUAUUUUUUGUUACUGGGGUUUACAUCGAAGCACGUUGUUUAUACAACUAACUGAUUUCUGGGGCACUCUCGCUAAGACCUGGCACUCCCUGGAAUACAGGUGCAGGAAGGCCUGGUAAACCAGGGGGCGUGUCCUCCUGCUAGGCCAGGGGGCGUGUCCUCCUGCUAGGCCAGGGGGCGUGUCCUCCUGCUAGGCCAGGGGGCGUGUCCUCUUGCUAGACCAGAGGGCAUCUCCUCCACCAAAAGCAGUUGGAAAUCACUGAGAGUCUUACAUCUGCAUAGGUUUCAUUUUCACAAGAAAUGUAAAAUAUAAUUUAAAAUAUUAGCCUUCUUUUCUACACUAUAAAGGAGACUCUCUGUUUUUUAAAAGAACAUCAUUAAAUUAGGAUAUUUUUAUUAUUUUUAAAGAAAAUGUGUAACUCCAUGCUGUCAGCCAUCCUCAGCAACUCAGGCACUGGCUGCCUCUCCAUGUCAGGGCAGGCCCCACUUCCCCUCCCUAGCCCUGCCCACCCCUGCCCUGCAGGAGGGGCUGCAGCUGAGCUUGUGGGGGACCCACGGCCUCCAUCAAGUCACCACGGCACAACUGCCACAGACUGUUGUUUUCCCCUUUUUUGUGUGUUUCAGAAACAAAUUCUGUUCUUUGGAAACUUUCUGUGCCUAGUAGGGCAAAUAUUUUUAUAUGUGUAUAUAUAUGUUCACAUGUGUACAUAUGAUCUUGGUGUAAAGGAUGUAUUUAUGGUCUCACGCUGCUGAACAUGUGUCACUUUACGGUCCCUCCCUGUCCCCUCACCCUGCUGCCAUGGGAGGCCACCGAGGCUCGUUCACCACUGUCUGUCCAGGAAAAACACUUUCCUCCCUGCCCUGUGGCUUGCAAAGCCAUUACUGGCUACACCUUCAGAGAAUGAUAAUAAAAUAAAAAACGUGCAGAGA